Molecule: messenger RNA, 950 nt
Organism: Triticum aestivum (bread wheat)
Lineage: Eukaryota; Viridiplantae; Streptophyta; Magnoliopsida; Poales; Poaceae
Product: dihydrodipicolinate reductase-like protein CRR1, chloroplastic
Exons: 3
Coding region: 5-559 (184 amino acids)
Cellular component (GO): chloroplast stroma
Molecular function (GO): 4-hydroxy-tetrahydrodipicolinate reductase activity
Source: RefSeq, a predicted model, not a curated record
GGCAAUGGGAGGGCACGCCUACCCGAAUCUCCUCCCUUUCCCCACGACCGGACCCUGCACAGGCGGCAUCGCCACCGGCACGGUCAGUUCGUCGUCAUGCCGCUACUCCGUCCACUGCCGCCGCACCAGUAAGGUCGUCGUCGGGAGGAGAAGCGCGGCGGCGAGUGUCUCCUGCUCCGCCGCAUCCGCGCAGGCGCCGCCGUCGCAGAGCACAAUCAAGGUGGUCAUCGUCGGCGCGACCAAGAAGAUGGGGAGGGCGGCGGUCACGGCGGUGAGCAGGGCGAGGGGGAUGGUGCUCGCGGGCGCCACUGACACCCAGUGCAUCGGGAUGGACGCAGGACAGAUAAGUGGCAUGGAAGAAGCUCUCGAGAUCCCCGUGCUCAAUGAUCUCACCAUGCAUGGUCCUGGGCUCCAUAGCACAGGUAUUAACUUGAGUCUCCAUUCGUGGAAUGUUGAUUCAUCUCGUGCUUCCUUUUCGGGUGAGCGCUUCGCUGGUGUGGUUGUCGAUUUCAGUGAACCUUCAUCCGUCUACGACAAUGAAGCAGGUAACGUACUAUGAGCUCCAUGGGCAUGGGCAUGCAUCCAGAAGCGCAAGUACAAGUUCAAGUAGGAGUAGCAAAUCAAGACUAGUACCUCGAGGAAGUACAAUUUCAGAAAUCACAACAAUUGAUAGUAAUAUAGAUAUAACGAGAAAGCUACUUUCCAGUCGGAUGGAUUUUUGCAACAGAUCCAAAGACGUGAAGCUAGUAAUCGAAGUCCAGACUAAACUGUUGAGGAUUGCUUCACUGGCCAGCUGGACUAACACAACUGUUGGUGCAAAUUUACGUUUUUUCUUUGUAGAUCUUUAAGGUAUUAAUAAGGUGAGUCACUUGGCCUGUCGAAUGUAACCAAGAUUUAAUUUGCGUGCGUUUCUUUCAUGAUUUUAGUACAUGUUUAUAUGAGCAGUGAAA